This is a messenger RNA of Cryptomeria japonica (Japanese cedar), 4376 nucleotides long. RefSeq names its product disease resistance protein RPV1. Gene Ontology annotation, molecular function: protein binding; ADP binding. Gene Ontology annotation, biological process: defense response; signal transduction. NCBI's taxonomy places the organism in Eukaryota, Viridiplantae, Streptophyta, Pinopsida, Cupressales, Cupressaceae. The transcript is spliced from 4 exons. The record is from RefSeq and is a predicted model, not a curated record. The coding region runs from base 179 to 4168 and encodes 1329 amino acids.
UGCUUUUGUCAUUCCUGGUCCCCAUCGCUGAUGCUCUCUUCUCUUAUAAACAAGAAAAAGCGCUUCCUCCUGCUUUCAUCUCUUCUUUUUAACAAUUACUUAGCCCUUCACCUUCCCAACACCAAGCCUGCUUCCGUUGCUUUACUUUCUCCAUCCCCUUACUCUGCAACCCAACUCCAUGGCGUUCACUUCUACCACCGGGAGUAAAGAAAAGGCCGAGAUUAUGGACGCUUUUGAUGGAAUCGCACCAUCUGCACCUACUUCUGCCUCAAACCUCAUGAAAAAACCUUCCUAUGAUGUAUUCAUCAAUCAUCGUGGACCAGACGUCAAAUCCACGUUAGCUAGCGCUCUGUAUGGUAUCCUUACUGGUAUGGCACUUUCAGUUUUCUUGGAUGCACCAGAAUUGGAAUAUGGUGAUUUUUUGCCCCGAACAAUAGAAGCAGCAAUGAGCAGCGCUUUGGUUCAUAUUGCUAUUUUUUCCGAGAGGUAUGCAGAAUCACCCUGGUGUUUGGCGGAGCUAUCAUUCAUGCUUAAAUCUGGCGCCCCGAUUAUUCCUAUUUUCUUUUGUGUCGAUCCUGACGAUCUCAGAUGUGUAGAUCAAGAUGAAGGAAAGUAUGUCGAGGCCUUUAAGCAUCAUAAGAAGAAGUGUAGAUACAGUCCGGAACAACUUGAGGAGUGGAAGGUUGCUCUCUUCAAGGUCUCAUAUUACUCUGGUGAAGUCAUAAGCAAUAAAGACUAUGAGAAGAGCUUGCUGAAGACAAUUACAAGUUGUGUAUUGCGAGAAAUAAACGUAAACGUGCCAUUAGAGGUCGCAAAAUAUCCGGUAGGUCUGGAAGAAACAGUUAAAGACUUUGAGAUGAAUGCACUCCAAUCUGCUGAGGGUGAUCAGGGUGUACAAAUUAUUGGAAUUUGGGGUAUGGGUGGUUCUGGAAAGACCACCCUUGCAAAAGAGUUAUACAACAAAAGAUCCUCUUUGAUUAAGAGGUCUAGUUUUGUGUUUAAUGUUAGAGAUGCCUCAAGCAAAGUCCUGUUGCUUAAGAAGCAGGAAAAAAUCCUCAAAGAUCUUAAUUUUGAAGAUGUAUCAUCUGACGAUAUCAAGAAUGGUAUGGAUUUUCUUUCAAAUUGUUUGAGAUCCGUUAGGAUAUUGAUUGUUCUGGAUGAUGUGGAUAAUGUAGAGCAACUGGAUGCUCUGUUGCCAAUGAAAGACAGCGUUGAAAGGGGUAGUCUUAUCAUUGUUACCACAAGGGAUUAUGAUGUCCUUAAAUCUUGGGGCAUCAGCUCUAUAUAUAAAAUGAGAGCACUUGAUGUGUUUCAUGCCGAGCAACUUUUUUGUUGGCAUGCUUUUGCACAACCUUUUCCUCGAAAUGGAUUUGAGAAACUUGUUCGACAGUUCUCAAAGGUGUGCAAUGGAUUACCUUUAUCUCUCAUGGUAGUUGGAGGGCAACUCUAUGGGGAGCUUCGCAAAGAAUGUUGGGAGGAUUUGUUGCAUAAAAUAUCUAAAAUAUUGCCUAAUGUUAUUCAGCAUAGUCUCAAAAUAAGUUAUGACAUUCUUGAUGACAAAGAAAAAGAGAUGUUUCUCGAUAUAGCUUGUUUCUUCGUUGGAGAAGAGAUUAGCUUGGCAAUUGAAGUAUGGAAUGGAUUGGGGUGGAGUGGUCAACAAAGCUGGACAAGACUCCUGCAUAAGUGUUUGAUUGAGCUUGACAAUAACAAUUGCAUUCAAAUGCCUGAACAUUUAAAGGAUAUGGGAAGGCACAUUGCAAAUAAACAAUCCCCUUAUAGGAUUUGGUUUCCCCACCAGAUUAUUGAUGUUCAAAAACAAAAAGAGGAAAGAAUCAGCCUUCAAGGAAUAAUGGCCUCAACUCAAAAACAGUGGAUUGAUAAUUUGGUGUUUCUUCACCUCCUCCUAGUCAUUUUAAUUCUUUGUCGAAGUUCUUUGUCGAAGUUCUUUGGCUUUGUGUAUGUGCUUUUCUAUUUUCUGAUUUUUUUAUGUUUUUCUUGUAUUCAGAAGGGAGAAGGAAAACCUUUAACAAUACUAACCGAAAUAACUGAAUCAAGUGAUAAGGUUGAUGAGUUCAGCUUUUGGUGCUCGAAAGGGAAACUCAUGGUUGAAACAAGUAGAGGAAUUUGGCGGCUCUCCCCCUCUUUAGUUGGACUAAAGUUUCUGGCGAUAAGAGGAGAUUAUUUCAAUCAAAUAAUCGGUGAAGUAUCAAGAGAAUUGGUCUGGCUUCGCUGGUUUCAAAUUGGGCAGAAAAGUCUUCCACCAAAGCUUUCAUUGGAAAAGUUGAGGGUUUUAGAACUCCAUGAAGGCGAAGCAGGGGAUCAUCACUUAGAAAAACUCUGGACCGAGACUGACGGCGAGGUAAGUAUUUUCCAUGUCAGCUGUUUUAAAUCUGUAUUUCAAUCUUUUUAUAAUUACUGUAUGCUCUACAUUCCUCUACUGGGUAAUGUGCUGCAGGUUCUUGUGCAGUUGAGGGUACUGGUUAUUUGUCAAUGUUACAAAUUGCAAGGUUUUCCAAACUCAAUAGGAAGUCUCAAUCAUUUGAAAAAGAUAGUAAUCAUAAAAGCCUACGAAGUGGUGAGUCUGCCAGAAGAAUUUUCCCUUCUCCAGUCGCUGGAACACCUGGUGUUAUGUGAUUGUUCAAUGCUAUCAUCACUACCCAGCAGUUUCGGCAAUUUGAAUAAUCUACGACAUCUAUGUAUCUUCGGUUGCGGAGAGUUGAGGAAGUUGCCAGUUUCUUUCAAGAACCUGAUGCUCCUGGAAUAUCUCAAUUUAGGGGGGUGCAGCGAACUCGGAUUCACGCCAGAGGACCUGAACAUUCUGGAAAACAUGACAGAGAUCAAAAUAUUGAGUCUGGUUGGUUGCGAGAAAGUGCAAGAGUUGCCUUAUCACAUCAUAAAUCAGGAGUCCUUGAAGGAGCUCUAUUUAAGGGGAACCAGUUUAAGGGAGCUACCAGUUAACAUCGGUCAACUCAGCGGGCUGAAGGAGAUGGUUGUAGGUAGCGUGUUGCUCACAAGCUUGCCGGACUCUCUUGGAGAUUUGUCUUCCUUGACCAAUCUUUCAAUUUGUGGUUGUCCGCAGCUUACAUGUCUACCUGAUUCUGUGGGUGAUCUGAAUCUCUUAAAGGAAUUAGAGAUAAAUAAUGUAGGAGUGAAUUCUCUACCAAAAUCAGUUAGGCAACUGAAUGGUCUUCGAAGAUUGAUCAUAUCAGGUUGUCCAAUCAGUAAAUUGGAUUUUGGGGCGGCAUUUUUACCUUUUGCAUUAAGCAACCUGAAGUGGAUAUCUUUAAAAGAAACCGAAGUCUGCAGAAUUUCAAUUUUUGAGAACUGUUGUCCCAGCUUGGAGACUCUCACAGUUGAGAAUAAUUGUCAUUUAGUGGAAAUAGAUGCAUUGCCAACGACGCUCAAGUCAUUGAAAUUGACUGAGUGUAAAAUGCUUAAGAACAUUCCGAGUUUUGUAAGAACAACUUCGCUCAGAGAAUUGGAGGUAAGAGGUUGCCACCAAAUUGAGAAAAUUGAAGGUUUAGAAUAUUGCAGAACAUUAGAAAACUUGAGAGUAGACACCUGCCGGGAGGUGCCUGGUAUAGAAAGCUUGGAAUACAUGGAGAAACUGAAGGAGCUGCAACUCAGAGCAAACAAGGGGUCAGCUAUCGAACGUUGCAUUCAAACGAUACAGAAAUGGCCAGAUAUAAUGGCAAUAUGUACCCGAGCAGUCCCUGGUGCGUGCUCACUUGUAGACUCCUUACUCCCGCGGGGUCUCUUUGUCGUUGACUCCUUCUCAAACAAGAAAAUUCAGUCCAGGCCGAGAUUGCUGCACAGACAUUCCUCCAAUGGCAAUGCUACUAUCCUCUGUUUUGUUUUAAAUUGUGUGUCUUCACAAAUGACUCUCGGCUUAGACUGUCGUGACAUGCGGGAUGGGUUUUCCGGCGUUCUAACCAAGGUUGAAAAGGGUCGAUGGGCAUGGGUAGGUGUCUUCACACAACGUUACGAAGGCUCACUUUUUAUUUCAGAGGAGUUGUCAAUAAGUGGGUACGGAGGAAACUGCGCGGAAGAGGACGAGAUGGAGAAAGGUUUGGUUGUGAGUGGGGAGGAGCAAACAGCAAUGGAGGCUGUUCGUAGCUUAUUGCCGCUUUUUGAAAGUUGUUCGGCCAACAAUCACGACCAGGUGUAAAACAUGUAAAAUGAAUGAACAGGCUUCUUCCUUCUGUUGUUAAGUGUGGUGGCGACACCUAGUGAAGCAUCCACCGUUUGCAUGAAUAUCAUUAACUAGCAUCCACUUUUUUCACAAUUUUUGUUAUUUAAUGAUAUAUAAUGUAUGUAGUUAUCUAAGAUUUCAAAUAUAUUUCUUAUAUAAAUGAUAUUAUUAACUAGCAAUUGCA